Molecule: messenger RNA, 1251 nt
Organism: Rotaria sordida
Lineage: Eukaryota; Metazoa; Rotifera; Eurotatoria; Philodinida; Philodinidae
Source: the annotation of a GenBank genome assembly
AUGCCUCAACAAAAUCCUACAAUAACACCUAGUUAUAGUCAUUAUCACUUAAUACCUGAUAUGCUUUCAUCAUAUAUUCCACUUCAAUUAGCUGAUAAAAUUUUAUUUAUUGGUGAAUCAUGGCUUAUAUUAAAAACAAAUGAUGAGGAUAAUGAUAAAAAUUUUUUAUCAAUAAAUUCAAUUGAUUAUAAUGAACAAAAUCAUCGUAUACAACAACAAUUGUAUACAUUAACACUUUCUGAUGAUUUUAAUAUAUUUGAAUUAGAACGUAUUAUUGAACAUACAAGAAUUGAUUUAUCAUUAACAUUAAGAAAUUUAUUUGUUGAUCAUUUUCAUUUAUGUAAUGAACUUGAACAAAUACGAGGAUUUUAUUUAAUUGAACAUGGUAAACUUUUUUCAUUAUUUGUUAAUCGUACAAGUCAAUUAUUAUUAAAUAUUGAAACAUCUACAAAUGCUAUUGAAAAUGAUACAAAUGAAAUUUUUAAACAAUGUUUAAAUGAUUUACAGUUAGAAUCUAUAUUAACAAAUGCUGAUAAAUUUAAAUUUAAACUUAAUUUUAUACAUAAUAAUAAUUCUACACAAGUAAAGAAGAUAGAUCUUUCUUUUUUCAGGACUGUAUCUAGAUAUUUCGUUCCGAAGGGUGGAGCCUAUUGCAUAGGGUCAGGUCCAGGACCGAUCCGAGAAAUGCUCACUUUGAUAGCAUGGACCAAUUACAGCUUUAUUCUUACAAGAUUGCCUGAGAAGUACUAGUCACUGAAUAUAAAUAAUCGAAAAAAAAAUUUCUCGUACCUUCGGAGCGACUAAUCUCCACGUCAAAGAACAUAUUCAAACUACGAUCCUUUUAAAGUCUCAAUUGCAUCUAAGUUGUCAUGGAUGAGUGCUUAUGUUGUUCAGCAUAUAUUAAAUAGAAACUGUGCUUAAAUCUCGGUAUCACUAGCCAUGGAAUGAUCCUGGACAAAUCACUAACAACUAUUUGUCUCGAAUUAUUCAUCCGAUGGUGUGCUGGCUAACAAGAGAACACCACGAACUGAUAAAUCGCUUUUUAAAUUCUAGUCAUACCAGUUUGUAGGGCUUGUUGAAUUAUUAACCGAUAUAUUCGGUUGGUAAGAAAUUUUUGUCGUUUUUUUUCGUAACUUCCUAGAACACUCAGGAAAGUUCUAGAAGUUUCCAUACUAAGGGUAUAUAAAGGAAGUGCAAAUAUCUUUCGAACAACAAUAAAACUAUGGAUAUACAGAGUGUCCCAGAAGUAAG